AUGGGGUCCUUGUCGUCCGAAGCCGCCAAGACCGCUGGCUUGGCGGGAAACCGGCCGCCGAAGGAGAAGAAGCAGCUCAUACUAAAUGCCUUUGCCAUGAACACGCCCGGUCAUUUGUCUCCAGGGCUGUGGCGGCAUCCUCGAAACCAGACAAACAACUACAAGAAGCUCGAGUUCUGGACAGACCUUGCACAGCUGUUGGACAGGGCGGGCUUCCACGCUCUGUUCCUGGCCGACGUCCUCGGUUGCUACGAUGUCUACAAAGGACCGGCCAAUACAGGCCCGGCACUGCACGCGGGUGCUCAGUUCCCGGUCAAUGAUCCGUUGUACUUGGUUCCUGCAAUGGCCGCCGUGACCAAAAACAUCACCUUCGGCGUUACAGCAAGUACCACUUAUGAGCAGCCAUACUCGCUGGCCAGGCGGUUCUCCACGGUUGACCAUCUCAGCAAUGGUCGGGUGGCGUGGAACAUUGUCACUUCCUACCUGGACAGCGCCGCUCGCAAUUUCGGCCUUAGUAAGCAGGUCGAGCACGACAGUCGCUAUGACUUGGCCGAGGAGUACAUGGAAGUGCUGUACAAGCUUUGGGAGGGCAGCUGGCGUGACGACGCCGUGGUCGAGGACAGAGAGACCGGUACCUAUGCUGUGCCCGAACGCGUUCGACAGAUCAACCAUCAAGGCAAGCACUUCAACGUACCGGGGCCUCAUAUCUGUGAACCCUCUCCGCAGCGCACCCCGUUUUUGUUCCAGGCCGGUACCUCCAAAUCAGGCCGACAGUUUGGUGCAAAACAUGCAGAAGUGAUCUUUGCAGCGGCACAGCUACCCGAGAAGUUACGUCCUUCUGUCGACGCCAUUCGACAACUAGCAAAGGAGGCAGGCCGCGACCCUUACCAUGUCAAAAUCAUCGCGGGUAUAAGUGUCAUCAUCGCCGAGACCGACGAGGCAGCCAGAGCGAAGCACGAGGAGUAUCUCUCGUACGGGGACAGAGAGGGUGCUCUAGCGCUCUUCGGCGGCUGGACCGGCAUCGAUCUCUCAACCUAUUCGGAUGACGAGGACUUCCGGUUUGUCAAUAUGCCGGUGAUGCAAUCCAUCGUCAAUGGCUGGGCGGAUACAGUGCCGGGAAGUGAGAAUCUCAAAUGGAACAAGGCCCGUAUCGCGGACUAUCUUUUGUUGGGUGGCAUGCACCCGAAGAUUGUGGGCUCGCCUACCACAGUUGCCGACGAGCUGGAACGCUGGGUGGAGAUCGCCGACGUGGAUGGAUUCAAUCUAUCUCACAUCACAAACCCAGGGUCGUUUGAGGAUAUGAUCGAGUUCCUAUUGCCAGAGCUGAGGAAACGAGGCAUCUUCCGCCAAGGGGUAGACAAAGAGGGCGCCACGGCACGAGAACAGUUCUUCGGCACAUCACGACUCCUGAGUGAUCAUCCGGGCAGCAAGUAUCGGUGGGAAAAGGAGGAUGAGAUUCCGAAAUACCAGCAGAAUUGA
Molecule: messenger RNA, 1479 nt
Organism: Capronia coronata CBS 617.96
Lineage: Eukaryota; Fungi; Ascomycota; Eurotiomycetes; Chaetothyriales; Herpotrichiellaceae
Product: alkanesulfonate monooxygenase
Exons: 2
Coding region: 1-1479 (492 amino acids)
Molecular function (GO): oxidoreductase activity, acting on paired donors, with incorporation or reduction of molecular oxygen; monooxygenase activity
Source: RefSeq, a predicted model, not a curated record